This is a messenger RNA of Mesocestoides corti, 279 nucleotides long. Lineage: Eukaryota; Metazoa; Platyhelminthes; Cestoda; Cyclophyllidea; Mesocestoididae. The record is from the annotation of a GenBank genome assembly.
AUGUGGCCCGAGAGAACACUUGUUCGUCUGGGGAUUUACGGACGCAUGGAGAUGUGUGUGUGCACCCUGAAAAUGCCGUCAGGUUGUAAAAAAGCAGAAAUGAAUGAGAUUAGCAAGGGGAGCGAGAACGACUCCUCCACCCGCCACCACAAUCCUUCUUUCUUGCCGCCUAUAGUAACCAUGGUUGUUGUUGUUGCUGCUGGUGGUGUCACAGCACUUUUUCUUCAGAAAACUAAGCCGACUUCGUUUAUGCCCACGCACCUCUCGAUGGCCUUUUGA